This is a messenger RNA of Perkinsus marinus ATCC 50983, 562 nucleotides long. RefSeq names its product Brix domain-containing protein, putative. Lineage: Eukaryota; Perkinsozoa; Perkinsida; Perkinsidae. The record is from RefSeq and is a predicted model, not a curated record. The coding region runs from base 1 to 555 and encodes 184 amino acids. Gene Ontology annotation, cellular component: nucleolus. Gene Ontology annotation, molecular function: rRNA binding. Gene Ontology annotation, biological process: ribosomal large subunit assembly; rRNA processing. The transcript has 4 exons.
AUGAAGCUUACUGGUAACUGUCUACAUGGUUCAAGACCUCUACUACACUUUGAUGCUGCCUUUGAUAAUACUACCACUCCACAAUUAAUGUUAUAUAAACAGAUGUUCAUAAGGAUGUUUGGGAUACCGAGGAAUCAUCCUAAAUCUAAGCCUUUCUAUGAUCAUGUUAUGGCAUUCUAUUGGUUGGAUAAUAAGAUAUGGAUUAGACACUAUCAGAUCAGUCCUGAGGCCGCCGCCGCUACUGAGUGUAUGAAUAACCCUAAUAAACAGACUCUCACUGAGAUCGGCCCUAGAAUGGUAUUAGAACCAAUGAUAGUAUUAUCAGGUAGCUUUAGUGGUGAUGUUAUAUAUCGUAAUAUACGAUAUGAAUCCCCUACUGAGAUGAGAAGGCAGUUGAAGCGGGCUAGAGCCGUGGAACAUGAGGCUAAGGUUAUUGAACAUGAGAAGUCUAAGAUGCGUAAGGUUGCUGCUAAUCUAGAGGAGGAUCAUCUUGAUGAGAUAUUUGGUACUACUACUGAUCAUCACCAUCGUGAUGAUGAUGUAAUGGUUGAGUAGUAAUACU